CUUUUCUGAUUACAGGUAUUAAAAGUUUCAUCGUUGCAAAGCUCUUACGUCGGUGGUGUGUAAAGAUUGCAUUAGUCAAAGUGAAAUAUUGAAUCACUUCGUCAACGUCCGCAAGAGACGAUAUCAAAAGAGAAGAGGAAAGAAGUAGUUCCUUGGAAACAAAUUAAAUUGAAACGUGAUUAAUUACUUCAGGUCUCAAAGAUCAACUUCUACAUUAAUUUGUUUUCAGCCAUUAUGUUACAUAGCUCCCUUAAGUAUUUUAUUAAUAACGGAACAAAUUCAAAUAUCAAUGUUAGUGGAGAAAUCUACAUGCUUCAUGAAACGAGUACUAUGGGAAACUACGUAGCGUCAGUGGAAGAGAUUUCCGAAUUGAAACAAUUUGAGACUUUUUAUAAACCUAUACAUGGCUACUUAGCCGCGUGUGUUUGUGUAUUUGGAGUGUUGGCGAAUAUUUUAAAUAUAGUUGUGCUGACGCGGAAGAAUAUGCUUACGUCAACAAACGUCAUUUUAACUGGAUUAGCAAUUUCGGAUGGACUCACAAUGGCAUUGUAUUUUCCAUGGGCAUUAGGAAUGUACAUUAUAAAUGGUGUUGAAGCUCGACCGUCAAGGGAUACUUAUCAAUUGGCUCAAUUCCAAAUGGCUUAUGCUAUAAUGAGCGUAAUAGUGCAUUCAGUAUCGAUAUGGCUGACUGUGACGCUUGCCGUCUUUCGAUAUGUUUUUAUCAGAUUCCCGCGACGGGGUGUUCGACUUUGUAACAUAGAAAGAGCUAAAACAGCAUGCGGUAUAGUUGUUGCGGCUGUGUUAUUCGUUUGCUUGCCAAAUUCACUGACCUAUGAGAUAGUUGGGGAGAAUUAUAAUAUUACAUUAAAGGACGGAUCAUACGUUAAUGGAACUGUAUAUUGGGUUGAUGUGAAAAGUGCAACGGGAUUCUGGGAAGUUUUCAAAAAUCUAAACUUCUGGGUUCAGGCUAUUUUUAUAAAGCUUUUACCAUGUUUUCUUCUAACAGUGUUUAGUCUGUUGCUACUUAAGACAAUGAGAGACGCUGAGAAAAGACGUAAGCGGCUUCUCAACAAAGUUCCUUUGUCUGACGGAGAAAGUGGUGCUCUAAGCAGUGGAAGUAAUACCGGAAAGAAAAUAAAAAAGACAAGUCGAAGCAACAGAACAACUCGCAUGUUGCUUACUGUGGUUUUUAUGUUUAUCAUAACAAAUACGCCACAAGGUAUCCUUAGUGUCCUAAGCGGCCUUAUAGAUGAGUUUUUUCAUAACGUGUACAUGCCGCUAGGAGAUUUAUUGGACAUUAUGACAUUGCUGAAUAAUGGUAUAAAUUUUGUUUUGUAUUGUACUAUGAGUAAACAAUUCCGUGAAACAUUUAUUAAGAUAUUUGUGAAAAAAUCUACGGGCGCUAAUAAUGGUGUACGUAAAACUACCACUUAUAUAACGGCGCAAGAUACACAAGCUACGCGCGAUUCUGAUGUAUAAACAUUGCUUAAUAUUGUUUGUAGAUAUUGUUUCAUCAUGACAACAGCAUUUGUCUAUCAAAUGGUGCAUCCUUCUUUUCUAUCGUCAAAAUUCAAAGUAAAGAAGUCUUUACAAAUUUAUUGAACAUACGUUACUGAUAAUAGGUAUAUUUAUAUUUUCAUAUUUUCGUUGAUUGGUACGGCCCCUGACAGUUAUUAUCUUAUAUUUCCGAAAAAAAAUAUUGAUUAGAGUUUGAGCCAUAUAUUGAUUAAUAAUUCAAAUAUUGAACGAGUGUGUACGUGUGGAUGUGGGUAUGGUUGUUUGUGUUUUGACAUUAUCAUGCUUGGAUGUUGGUCAUACAUAAUUUUUAUACAUAUUUCUCUUUUUUUCAAAGCUAUUUUAAUGAAAUAUUCAAGUAUAUUAUUCUAAAGUCGACAUGCUUAAAUCCUAACUAAAAGUUAAAGGCAAACUCGCUCUCUUUAUCUCUUGUUUGUUUUACCUUUGAAACUUUCCAUGAUACAUUAAACAUUUAUUGGUUAAUUAACACAAUCAAAGAUCAAACUGACAGUAAUGUGUACGGAUAUGUCAUCAUGGUCAUAGGUCGUCUUGUCAACUCAGUUCAAUAAUCCCACGACUUUGGACCGGCAAUAUAUAUCGGUUGACUCGGACAAUAAUGUGUACGGAUAUGUCAUAAUGGUCAUAGGUAGUACUGUCAACUCAGUUCAAUAUUUCCACGACUUUUGACCGGCAAUACAUAUUGGUUGACUCGUACAAUAAUGUUUACGGAUAUGUCAUUAGAACAGUCGUCCUGAUAAAUGAGUCUUGUUGAACUAUCACACAAUCCAACAUAUCGUUUUAAAGUAUCUUUUUUUUUAAUAAUUUUAUAUCAAUACGUUCUCGUUCUGAAAUGCAAGUAAUAUUUGCUACUGGACGAUUAACAGCAACCAACUUUUAUCAUCCAGAUAAAUGUUUGCUUUCAUGGUCUUUUAUUUUAUUUUAUACAUCAUAGGAAAAAAGAAGAUAUGAUAAGACUGCCAUGCACUGACACAACUCUCCACCAGAUCAAAUGACAAAGAAGAUAACAACCAAAGGUCUCAGCAUGUCCUUCAACAAUUAGAAAAAACUCAUAUCGCAUAGUCGGCUAAAAAAAACAA
Messenger RNA from Mytilus trossulus (common blue mussel), 2612 nucleotides. RefSeq names its product G-protein coupled receptor dmsr-1-like. Gene Ontology annotation, molecular function: G protein-coupled peptide receptor activity. NCBI's taxonomy places the organism in Eukaryota, Metazoa, Mollusca, Bivalvia, Mytilida, Mytilidae. Gene Ontology annotation, biological process: G protein-coupled receptor signaling pathway. The transcript has 2 exons. The record is from RefSeq and is a predicted model, not a curated record. Gene Ontology annotation, cellular component: plasma membrane. The coding region runs from base 235 to 1479 and encodes 414 amino acids.